AUGGGCUCAAGUCCCAGGUUGCCAUCGGUCGGCUCAGCACAACCCGCCACCAUGCCCAAGCUCGAGCUCAGCUUCCCCAACGGCGUCAAGACGACCGUCCAGUCUGACCUCUUCAUCAACAACAAGUUUGUCCCCGCCCUCGAUGGCAAGACGUUCGCCACCGUCAACCCCUCGACGGGCAAGGAGAUCGGCCAGGUCGCCGAGGCCUCGGCCAAGGACAUCGACGUCGCCGUAAAGGCCGCCCGCGACGCCUUUGAAAACGUCUGGGGCGAAAAGGUGCCCGGCGCCGAGCGAGGACGCCUGCUGCUCAAGCUCGCCGACCUGGUCGAGGCCAACCUCGACGUCCUCGCCUCGAUCGAGUCGCUCGACAACGGCAAGGCCUUCUCGAUUGCCAAGGGCUUCGACGUCGCCGCCGUCGCCGCCAACAUCCGCUACUACGGCGGCUGGGCCGACAAGAACCAGGGCAAGACGAUCGAGACCAACGACAAGAAGUUCACCUACACCCGCCACGAGCCCAUCGGCGUCUGCGGCCAGAUCAUCCCCUGGAACUUCCCCCUGCUCAUGUUUGCCUGGAAGAUUGGCCCGGCGCUCGCCACGGGCAACACCGUCGUCCUCAAGACGGCCGAGCAGACGCCGCUCUCGGCCAUCAAGAUGUGCGAGCUGAUCGUCGAGGCCGGCUUCCCCCCGGGCGUCGUCAACGUCGUCUCGGGCUUCGGCGCCGUCGCGGGCGCCGCCAUCUCGAACCACAUGGACAUUGACAAGGUCGCCUUCACCGGCUCCACGCUCGUCGGCCGCAACAUUAUGAAGGCGGCCGCCUCGACCAACCUCAAGAAGGUCACGCUCGAGCUCGGCGGCAAGUCGCCCAACGUCAUCUUCAAGGACGCCGACCUGGACCAGGCCGUCAAGUGGGCCGCGUUCGGCAUCAUGUUCAACCACGGCCAGACGUGCUGCGCCGGCUCGCGCGUCUACGUCGAGGAGGACGUCUACGACCAGUUUAUGGACAAGAUGACGGCGCUCUGCAAGAGCCUGUCGGUCGGCGACCCCUUUGCCCAGAACACGUUCCAGGGCCCGCAGGUCUCGCAGCUCCAGUACGACCGCAUCAUGGAGUACAUUGAGUCGGGCAAGAAGGAGGCCAACCUGCACCUGGGCGGCGUGCGCAAGGGCAGCGAGGGCUACUUUAUCGAGCCCACCAUCUUCACCGACGCCGACCACAACUCGAAGAUUGCGCGCGAGGAGAUCUUUGGGCCCGUUGUCGUCGUGAGCAAGUUCAAGGACGAGAAGGAGCUGCUGCGGAUCGCCAACGACACCAUGUACGGCCUGGCGGCCGCCGUCUUUUCGCGCGACAUUUCGCGCGCCAUUGAGACGGCGCACAAGCUCAAGGCGGGCACGGUGUGGGUUAACUGCUACAACCAGCUCGACCCGCAGGUGCCCUUCGGCGGCUACAAGGCGUCGGGCAUCGGCCGCGAGCUGGGCGAGUACGCGCUGGCCAACUACACCAACGUCAAGGCGGUCCACUGCAACCUGUCGACGCCGGCGCCGCUCUAA
This is a messenger RNA of Pseudozyma flocculosa PF-1, 1545 nucleotides long. RefSeq lists its product as uncharacterized. Lineage: Eukaryota; Fungi; Basidiomycota; Ustilaginomycetes; Ustilaginales; Ustilaginaceae. The transcript has 3 exons. Bases 1 to 1545 code for a protein of 514 amino acids. The record is from RefSeq and is a predicted model, not a curated record. Gene Ontology annotation, molecular function: aldehyde dehydrogenase (NAD+) activity.